AUGGCACUGUCAGAUUUUGAGAAACAAAGAUUGGAAAAUAUCGAACGUAAUAAGAAAUUAUUAAAUUCUUUAAACUUGAACUCAAUAUCUGGUGAAAUUUAUCAAAAUAUUAAAAAAGAAGAAGAAAAUGAAUUGAAUAAUAAAAGAAAGAGAACUUCAAGUCCCAGACCUAAAAAACCUAAAAUUGAAGCAACUCCAGCUGUAGCUACAAGAAGAUCAAGAAGAAUUGCAGGUGUUGCUCUAGAUGAUACUGAAAAGACUAAAAAAUUUGAACUUGAAGAAGAUAAAAGACGUAGAGAACGUGAAGAGUUGGAAAAAUUGAAAACAAUUAGAGUUAAUGGUGAUUUAAGUCUUUUAGACUUAAUUAAAUCAGAUGAUGUUAAAGAAGAAGAGGAUGAUAAUAAAAUAUUAUCCAAAUUUCAAUCUUUUCUAAAUAUUAAUGGAAAUUUCAGUAUUGGUGAUUAUUAUGAAACUAUAAUGCAAAAGGAUAAUUCUUCAAAAGAUGUUAAAAAUUUACGUGAAGAAUUCUCAUCAAAGGAAAUAUAUCCACACUUUAAACCAAAUGAUAUUAAAUUAACAAAAGAAAGAAUGACUUAUAUUACAUUUCAUCCUUCAAUUGAUAAAAAAAUCGUUAUUGGUGGUGAUACUGCAGGUAAUUGUGGUAUAUGGGAUUCAGAAAAUACUGAAAAUGUUGAUAUUACAUCUUUUAAAUUACAUGGUAAAUCAAUUUGUAAAUAUGAAUUUAAUAUUAAUGAACCAAAUAAAGUUUAUUCAGCAAGUUAUGAUGGAUCAAUUAGAACCAUGGAUUUAUCCACAAUGAAAUCUUCACAAUUUUUCAUUAAUGAUGGUGAUAUUGGUAUAUCAGAUAUAAAUUUUAAUAAUCAUAAUGAAAUUUAUUAUACCACUUUAGAAGGUGAAUUUGGUCGUUUAGAUUUAAGAAGUGGUGAUCAUAGUCAAAAAACUGUAUUAAGAUUAUCUGAUAAAAAAAUUGGUGGUUUUACAAUAAGUCCAAAUAAUCCAAAUCAUAUAGCUACAGCAUCAUUAGAUAGAACAUUAAAAAUUUGGGAUUUAAGAAAUGUUGUCCAUGCUGAUUGGAGUGAAUAUGAUGAUUUCGAAAGUGCACAUAAUAUUGGAACAUAUGAUUCAAGAUUAUCAGUCUCCACAGUGGAUUGGAAUCAUUCAAAUGAUUUAGUUUGUAAUGGAUAUGAUGAUACUGUUAAUAUUUUCAAUUUAGGUGAAGAUGCACAUAAAUGGGAAUCAAAACAUAUCAUAGGUGAAUUGAAUCAAGAUCAUAGAAUUAAACAUAAUUGUCAAACAGGUAGAUGGGUUUCUAUAUUAAAGGCAAAAUGGCAUAAAUUACCAAAAGAUAAGACUGAAAAAGUUGUUAUUGCAAAUAUGAAUAAAUAUUUUGAUGUUUAUGAUAGAAAUGGUAUUCAAUUAGCUCAUUUAUCAGAUCCUUUAUUAACAGUUGUACCAGCUGUGGCAAAUUUCCAUCAAACUGAAAAUUGGAUUGUUGGUGGUGGUGCUUCUGGUAAAGUAUACAUGUUUUCAUAG
Molecule: messenger RNA, 1554 nt
Organism: Hansenula ciferrii
Lineage: Eukaryota; Fungi; Ascomycota; Saccharomycetes; Phaffomycetales; Wickerhamomycetaceae
Gene: CMR1
Product: Cmr1p
Exons: 1
Coding region: 1-1554 (517 amino acids)
Biological process (GO): regulation of DNA damage checkpoint
Cellular component (GO): nucleus
Molecular function (GO): DNA binding; protein binding
Source: RefSeq, a predicted model, not a curated record